Molecule: messenger RNA, 1343 nt
Organism: Labrus mixtus (cuckoo wrasse)
Lineage: Eukaryota; Metazoa; Chordata; Actinopteri; Labriformes; Labridae
Product: asialoglycoprotein receptor 1-like
Molecular function (GO): signaling receptor activity
Source: RefSeq, a predicted model, not a curated record
ACACACACACACACAGACACACACACAGACACACACACACACACACACACACACACACACACACACACACACACACACACACACACACACACACACACACACACACACACACACACACACACACACACACACACACACACACAGAGUUCAAAGUGUGUCUUGGUGGGCAUUGACCCCGGCUCAUGUUUGGACAUCAGACUGUUUGUCAGACUUCAUCGUGGAGACGAAGAGGACGAACACAGCGACUGUUGAAGGAGAACAAAGACAUUACCAUGACGACUGAGUAUCACGACGAGGCUGAAGAUGACAGUAACUCCUUCUGGAACAAAGAGCCUCGUCCCGUCUAUUUCUCAGGAGUCUCCAGGUUCAGGCGUUGGUUGUUUCCAGCUCUGACCGCUACAGUCAUCAUGAUUCUGAUCAUAGCGCUGGGAGCUACUAACACAAGGACAUCAAACAGGCUGUGGUCUGUGGAGAACAGAGUUUCUAAUGUGACUGAAUCCCUGAGCGUGGCGCAGCAGCUCACCAGAGAUGCAGCUAAAGAAGUUCUCCGCAUGAGAUUUGCCGUGGAGAGCAACAAGGACCAGCUGACCUCAGUGGAAGAGGCAUUGAGGCAGCUGGCAGCUCUGGAAUCCCUCAGUAAGACCGUUGCUGGUCUUAAAUGUUCCCUCGAGCGCCUCAUCAAUAACGGUUCAACCGCAGUCGGAUGCUGUCCUCUAAAUUGGGAACUUUUUCAGACCAGCUGUUACUUGUUCAGUAAGACACCUUUGGCGUGGCACACUGCCAGAGACUGGUGCAACGGACACGAGUCUCACCUGGUUAUACUCAACUCGGACGAAGAGUGGGACUAUGUGACACAACAAACCCGUGGGGCUUUCUACUGGGUGGGUCUGACGGAUGAGAAAACUGGGAGGUGGGAGUGGGUCAACCAGACUCCGUACGUCAUGAACCGAAGGCGCUGGAUGCCCGGUCAGCCUGACAGCUGGACCAAUCAUGGCCUCGGCCCUGGAGAUGAAGACUGUGCGCACCUGCACAACGACGGGCGCCUCAACGACAUCCACUGCUCCCCAGGAUGCGCUACGUCUGCCAGAGGCACAGCAUCAGGAGCUAAAGAGCAAAGACCCCACACCCACAGAACACAGGCUCCCCCACAAAACUGCUUAGUUCUACUGUUAAAAUAUGUCUUUUAAAUCAUUUGAUCUGUACAUGUCAGGCUGACACUCGCUGAGUAGGGACUUGGUAGGUUGGAGACUUGUUGUUUCAUCAUACUGCAUUGAAUCCCCAAAAGAGUUGUAUUUGUAGCAUUCAUUAUUUUUAUGCUGAAUAAAUAAAGAACAUAACCCCUG